UUUGCAGUCCAUGCAGGAUGAUUUGGUCAUUGCUACUAAUGAUGGGAUACUUCACCUUAUUCACUGGGAUGGCUUGACAAAUGGAAGGAAAGCCAUUAAUCUUUGUUCAGUCCCAUUUUCUGUAGACCUGCAGUCUUCAAGAGGUCCUUCAUUAGAUUUUGAAUCUGUACAUAUCCAAGAUAUGGAAUAUGGUGUGACCCUUGAUGGUUUUGCCGUGGUUUUUGAUGAUGGCCGGAUCGGUUUCAUUACUCCUGUGUCCAGUAAACUUACAGCUGAGAACCUGCAUGGUGUGUGGGCACAAGAAGUAACCGAUGGAACUUGUGUGGCUGUAAACAACAAGUACAAAUUAAUGGCCUUUGGGUGUGCAAAUGGUUCAGUUUUAGUUUACACAAUGGAUACAACUACAGGAGUUAUGCAGCUGUCCCACAAGUUGGAAUUAACUCCUAAACAUUACCCUGAUAUUUGGAACAAGACUGGGGCGGUGAAACUAAUCAGAUGGUCACCUGAUUGUAGUGUUGCUAUGGUAACAUGGGCUUGUGGAGGCUUAUCCUUGUGGAGUGUUUUUGGUGCUCAUCUAUUUUGCACACUGGGUGGAGAUUUUGCGCAUUAUUCUGAUGGCACCAAAAAGGAACCUAUGAAAAUCAGCUCUAUGAGUUGGGGUGCUGAAGGCUAUCACCUUUGGGCGAUUUCUGGUGAUAGUACUCAAGUGGGAAGUGACCUGGAAAACACAAACGUAGUACAACAAGCAGAAAUUCUGCAAUUCCAAUUCAUCAAAAGCGCUUUAACAGUUAAUCCCUGCAUGAAUAACCAGGAACAAGUACUUCUCCAAGGAGAAGAUCGACUGUAUUUGAACUGUGGUGACGCGUUGCAAAAUCAAAAUUCAAGUACCGCAGCAGCAAAUUCAGGCCAUCAGCCAGUCAGGGAAAAGAAUCCUCUGUAUAAUGAUAUUCUAGUUCCUCAGGGUUUAAGCACUUUAUUAGGACACAGGCACUGGCAUGUUGUACAGAUCCAUAGUACCUAUCUAGAAAGUAACUGGCCAAUAAAGUUUGCGGCAAUAGACCAGCUGGGUCAGUGUGUUGCAGUAGCAGGCAGAUAUGGAAUUGCACACUAUGCUUUGUUUACGAGGAAAUGGAAGCUUUUUGGAAAUAUUACCCAG
Rhincodon typus (whale shark) is the source of this 1156-nucleotide messenger RNA. Its product is annotated as guanine nucleotide exchange factor subunit RIC1-like. Gene Ontology annotation, cellular component: cytosol; Ric1-Rgp1 guanyl-nucleotide exchange factor complex; Golgi membrane. Gene Ontology annotation, biological process: retrograde transport, endosome to Golgi; intracellular protein transport. The record is from RefSeq and is a predicted model, not a curated record. The transcript has 10 exons. Gene Ontology annotation, molecular function: protein binding. The annotation marks the transcript as partial. NCBI's taxonomy places the organism in Eukaryota, Metazoa, Chordata, Chondrichthyes, Orectolobiformes, Rhincodontidae.